CGGGGAUGGGGGUGCGAUCAAACGCCUGCCCUGUGCGCUCUCCCGGUUCAGUUCCACAGGUCGGGAGCCCGGGAGCCCCCGCGCCCGGAGGCGUGAUGCCGAUCCGAGAGCUGCUGCUGCUGCUCCGCUGCUGCUGGCCUUCCCUGCUGCUGCACUGUGCCCUCCACCCGCUCUGGGGCUUUGUCCAGAUCAUUCAAGGUGAACCCCAGAAGUCCUGUUCCAAUUCUGUAGCAGAAAAGGUUACGGAGAGUUGCCAGCAAAUCUGUCAGUGUAGACCACCUCCUCCGUUACCACCUCCUCCACCACCUCCACCACCCCCUAGGUUGCUUGUGCUCCCAACUCCCAAGCCUACCUUUUGCCCUACUGAAGAGACCUGGUGGCCAGGCCUGGUUAUAAUCAUUGCAGUAUGCUGUGCCACACUAGUGUUCCUCUUUGUAGUUGUCAUCAUUUGCUACAAAGCCAUAAAAAGGAAACCACUGAGAAAAGAAGAGAAUGGAACAAGUCGAGCUGAAUAUGCAAUGACGUCCUCCCAAAGCAACAAAACAGCUGAUAAUGCAGUUGUAUAAUCCCCAGGACCCCGACAGUAUAUGGGAGAUGUUAAACUUUAAAAGCACAUACACAAAGUAUGCAAGGUGGGUGAAAUAAGGAAGUGAAAGGAGCUCUGUGGCCAUGGACUACAUUUCAGGAAUAGUGCACGCAUCAGUUAUUCAGAAAUGAAA
Messenger RNA from Pelodiscus sinensis (Chinese soft-shelled turtle), 719 nucleotides. It is a transcript of the gene PRIMA1, whose product is annotated as proline rich membrane anchor 1. Lineage: Eukaryota; Metazoa; Chordata; Testudines; Trionychidae. The record is from RefSeq and is a predicted model, not a curated record.